Messenger RNA from Aspergillus thermomutatus, 477 nucleotides. It is a transcript of the gene COX6, whose product is annotated as cytochrome c oxidase subunit VI. The coding region runs from base 1 to 477 and encodes 158 amino acids. Gene Ontology annotation, cellular component: mitochondrial inner membrane. Gene Ontology annotation, biological process: mitochondrial electron transport, cytochrome c to oxygen. Lineage: Eukaryota; Fungi; Ascomycota; Eurotiomycetes; Eurotiales; Aspergillaceae. The record is from RefSeq and is a predicted model, not a curated record. The transcript is spliced from 4 exons.
AUGGCGUCCCUGUCUAUCUUCCGUGUUGCGACACGCGCCGUCCGCCCUUCCGGCUUCAUCAGAGCUUCUCAAUUCCCCCGGUCCCGCGUGCAGGCCCCGGCAGCUCUGGCCCUCAACCGUCCUAGCUUCAGCACCACCACGAAGCGUCUGUCCGGUGCCCACGAGGAUGAGACAUACGAGGAGUUCUCUGCUAGAUUCGAGAAGGAAUUCGAUGGCGUUCAGGAUGUCUUCGAGCUCCAGCGUAACCUCAACAACUGCUUCGCCUAUGAUCUCGUCCCCUCCGUUGAGGUCCUCUCCGCUGCCCUGAGGGCUGCCCGCCGUGUCAACGAUUUCCCCACUGCCGUCCGGAUCUUUGAAGGUAUCAAGGCCAAGGUUGAGACUCAGGACCAGUACAAGCAGUACCUCGAGAGCCUUGAGGGUCUGCGCCAGGAGCUUGGUGUUGCUCUCCGGGAGGAGCUCUACCCCAACGAGGAAUAG